Hippopotamus amphibius kiboko is the source of this 2326-nucleotide messenger RNA. RefSeq names its product NIMA related kinase 2 (gene NEK2). The transcript has 9 exons. Gene Ontology annotation, molecular function: protein kinase activity; ATP binding. NCBI's taxonomy places the organism in Eukaryota, Metazoa, Chordata, Mammalia, Artiodactyla, Hippopotamidae. Gene Ontology annotation, biological process: protein phosphorylation. The coding region runs from base 138 to 1652 and encodes 504 amino acids. The record is from RefSeq and is a predicted model, not a curated record.
UGAGAGGCCGGAGCCCGCGACGGUUGAACCGGGCUGGAGACUGGGGCGGCCGGGCCCUGUGGUUUGAGGUGUCCAAGUCGGCGGCUGCAGCUCCGCGUCGGCUGUGCGACCUGCAGGCGUUCUGCGUGGGCCCGGCCAUGCCGACUCGGGCGGAGGACUACGAGGUGCUGUACACCAUUGGCACGGGCUCCUACGGCCGCUGCCAGAAGAUCCGGAGGAAGAGCGACGGCAAGAUCUUAGUUUGGAAAGAACUUGACUAUGGCUCCAUGACAGAAGCAGAGAAACAGAUGCUUGUUUCUGAAGUGAAUUUGCUUCGUGAGCUGAAACAUCCAAACAUCGUCCGGUACUAUGAUAGAAUUAUUGACCGGACCAACACAACACUGUACAUUGUAAUGGAAUAUUGCGAAGGAGGGGACCUGGCUAGUGUAAUUUCAAAGGGAACCAAAGAAAGACAAUACUUGGAUGAAGAGUUUGUUCUUCGAGUGAUGACUCAGUUGACUCUGGCCCUAAAGGAAUGUCACAGACGAAGUGAUGGUGGUCACACUGUGCUGCAUCGGGAUCUGAAACCAGCCAAUGUGUUCCUGGAUGGCAAGCAAAACGUUAAGCUUGGAGACUUUGGGCUAGCUAGAAUAUUAAACCAUGAUACGAGUUUUGCAAAAACAUUUGUUGGCACACCUUAUUACAUGUCUCCUGAACAAAUGAAUCGCCUGUCCUACAAUGAGAAGUCGGAUAUCUGGUCACUAGGUUGUUUGCUGUAUGAAUUGUGUGCAUUAAUGCCUCCAUUUACAGCUUUCAACCAGAAAGAACUAGCUGGGAAGAUCAGAGAAGGCAAAUUCAGACGAAUUCCAUACCGUUACUCUGAUGAAUUAAAUGACAUUAUUACGAGGAUGUUAAAUUUAAAGGAUUACCAUCGACCUUCUGUUGAAGAAAUUCUUGAGAAUCCUUUGAUAGCAGACUUGGUUGCAGGGGAGCAAAGGAGAAAUCCCGAGAGAAGAGGGCGGCGAUUAGGAGAACCAGAAAAGUUGCAGGACUCCAGCCCUGUACUGAGUGAGCUGAAACUGAAGGAAAUCCAGUUACAGGAGCGGGAGCGAGCCCUCAAAGCAAGGGAAGAAAGCCUGGAGCGUAAGUCCGAGGGGCAGGCGAAGCACAGAGAGCUCCAGGAAGCUUAUUCCAAUAUGUGUGAAAAUCUGUCUGAACAGAGGAUCUCAGAGAAGGAACGUGAGCUUUGUGUUCGUGAGAGACUGGCAGAGAACAAGCUGGCCAGAGCGGAAAGCCUGUUGAAGAACUACAGCCUGCUGAAGGACCAGAAGUUCCUGUCUCUGGCGGGUAGUCCAGCUUUUCUUAGAUUCUACACUGCCCUCCGUAAAGACACACUAGACUUAAAUCAUGAUUACUGUGAUAGAGCGAGGAGGAACUUUUAUCUGGAACUUUUUGAUCUUCCCUCCUCGAUAAUGAAGAAGAAGGUUCAUUUCAGUGGGGAGAGUAAAGAGAAUGUCAUGUGGAGUGAGAAUUCUGAGAGUCAGCUCACCUCCAAAUCCAAGUGCAAGGACCUGAAAAAAAGGCUUCAUGCUGCUCAGCUUCGCGCUCAAGCCUUGUCAGACAUUGAAAAAACUUACCAGCUGAAGAGCAGACAGAUCCUGGGCAUGCGCUAGCCUGGCCCGGAGACACAGACCUGUGUGCAGUAUUUAAUGUCGCCAGCCCUUUCGAGAUGGGUAUUCGACUGCUGUAGCCUGUGUGCUUGGUGCCACGAACCGGGCCUUUUCUAUAGUAAGCAGGAUAUUUUGGGAUUGCUCUUGCUCUUCUUGAGCAGCAGUUGUACCAAUGUCCACACCUUUCAUUUUUCUUUCUUUUGUAAAGAACCCUUCAUAGAAAGAAUAACACUUUCUUGGCUGGUUGGGUUUUUAAUCCUGUGUGUGAUUACUACUGGAACAUGAAUGUUAUGUUCUAAAUGUGGGGGGGAAAUAAUAUUAAGAAAAGAUAUUUACCCAGGAGCAGCGCUUACUGAGAAGUUUUAAGGGACUGAAGUGGUGUGCUUACAAUUGCCAUGUCUAUAGUUAAGAUUUAAGGCUGAGGUUUUAAAUGUUCUUGAGCUUAGAGAAAACCUAAUUGGAUAUAGAUUGGUAACUAAUACCUUGACAUCUCGCUCAUAAAUAUCCCAUUGCUCUGUAGUAUAAAUCUGUCACCUUCUGUGAAAAUUCAUCACUAUGAUGUCUCUACUCUUUUUUCCUUUUUAAUCUGUUUAACAGUAUGUGAGCUGUCUGUCAUUUGCCUACCCCUUUCUCACUAAAUAAAAGAAUUCUUUAGUUUUCCUAUAUUCACGUCCUUG